Macaca mulatta (Rhesus monkey) is the source of this 5075-nucleotide messenger RNA. NCBI's taxonomy places the organism in Eukaryota, Metazoa, Chordata, Mammalia, Primates, Cercopithecidae. The record is from RefSeq and is a predicted model, not a curated record.
UUUUUUUUUGAGACUGAGUGUCACUCUGUUGCCCAGGCUGGAGUGCAAUGGCACAAUCUUGGCUCACUGAAACUUCCUGACUUCGCCUCCCAAGUAGCUGUGAUUAAGGGUGCUGCCACCACGCCUAGCUGGUUUGUUUUUGUAUUUUUAGUAGAGACGGGUUUUGCCAUGUUGGCCAGGCUGGUCUCAAACUCCUGACCUCAGGUGAUCUGCCCGCCUCAGCCUCCCAAAGUGCAGAGCUCCUGGCUGUGGAGAGAACACAGGAGGGUGUGGGGGCGGUGGCAGACGGGAGGCCCGGGGUUCCAGGGGAAGGAGGGUCAAGCCGGAGACCCCUGCUUCUCAGAGACCACAUGGUAAGGACCCAGGCAUGAGUCACCAUGCCCGGCCCAGGGUUACACAUUUCAAUUUCCAAUUGUUGGUUGCUUGUUUGUAGAAAUACAGCCAACUUUUACGUAUUCACUUUGUAUCCUGCAGACUGGCUAAAGCUGCUGAUAUCUAGUAGUUUUUUUUUGUUUUUGGUUUUGGUUUUUUGGGUUUUUUUUUUUGGCUCUUUAGAAUUUUCUGCCUCACAACUGUGUCUUUUGUGAGGCAAGACAGACUCUGUUCAUUGUCUCGUGCCGUUGUGGCGUCUGUUUCCUGCGUGCCCAGCUGCUUCUGUCUGGCGUGUUUUUGGGGGUCCCCGGCACUGCUGCCUCAUCCGUCGGCUGCUUCCUGGUGUCCCGUGGCACGAGUGCGCCCCUGCCCUGUGCCCGCCUCUGGCCAGUGGACUUUGGUUUCUUAUUUCUGGCUGCUCUGAGUAGUCACAUGCAAGGCGUCUGUGGACGUGUGUGUUCGCUUCUAAUGCCUGGGAGUGGAAUUGCUGGGUUAAUCGUUUAAUUUUUGUGUCUGUGUUUAUUUUUCCAGCCUGUCUCUUGUGUGCUCUUCUACUGGCACUUUCGGAAUCUAGUAGAACCCGGUCAUUUGUUAUCUAUUGGCCCCUGGCCUGACGAGAGCCCCUCAUUCUAAAACUCACAGGGGCUCUGGACACAUCAGGAUGUUCUAGGGCUGAAGCGCGUGUGGGUGACAUUGGCGUAGAUGGUAUUGUGUUUGCUGUUCACUCCACAGACACUGAUUGAGCCCCUACAAGGUGUGAGCUUGUGCUGGUUCCUGAGGGCUAAGGAGACACUGUCUGUGUACACCCAGAGCUCCUGGCUCUGGAGAGAACACAGGGGGUGUGGGGCGGUGGCAGACGGGAGGCCCGGGGUUCCAGGGGAAGGAGAGUCAAGCCGGGGACCCCUGCUCCUCAGAGACCACAUGGGAAGGACCUGGGCUUGGCCACCGGAGGGUGCAGCUCCCCUUCGUGCUCCCAGGGAGGCCCAAAGACGGGGUCUGGGUGGCUGAGGGGCUCCCCACAGUGGCCGUCAACUACUGGGCAAAGUCAAGCUUCUUCAUGGCUGGACAGGACACAGGCUGCUGUUCGGGGCAGCGGAGGAGAGUGGGGGUCUCCUGGGAAGGUCCUGGGGGGAUGGGUUGAGGUUAGUACCACAAUUGCUGUUGGCAUUUUUUAAAUUAUUUUUAUUUUCGAUGAUAAAAUACACAUAGAAUAAAAUGUACCAUCUGAACCAUUUUGAGCGUACAGUUCAGUGACGUUAAGUACAUGUACAUUAUUGUGUACACACCACUGCUAUCCAGAACUUUCUCAUCGUCCCAGGCUGAAACUGUCCCCAUGAAGCCCUGUCUCCCUCCCUCCAGCCCCGGGAGGCCUCCACUCUCUGAAUGUGACGACUCUAGGGACCUCAUAGAAGUGGCAUUAUGCAGCAUUUGCAUCUGUGUGACGGCGAAUUUCACUCAGCACAGUCUCCUCAGGCUUCAUACGUCACUCGGCACGGCGUCCUCGGGCUUCAUACAUCGCUUGGCAGGGCAUCCUUGGGGUCCGUACAUCACUCGGCACGGUGUCCUCAGGGUCCGUACGUCACUCGGCACGGCGUCCUCGGGGUCCGUACGUCACUCGGCACGGCGUCCUUGGGUCCGUACGUCGCUCGGCACGGCGUCCUUGGGGUCCAUAUGUUGGCACAGUGUCCUUGGGGUCCAUAUGUUGGCACGGUGUCCUCGGGGUCCAUACGUCAGCACGGCAUCCUCAGGGUCCGUAUGUCGCUCGGCAAGUGUCCGUGGGGUUCAUCCCUGUCCUAGCAAGUGUCAGAUCUUCCUUCCCUUUGGAGGCUGAAGAGACCACACUUUGUUUAUUCAUUUGUCAGCAGAUGCUGGGGCUGCUUCCUCCCCUUGGCUACUGUGAAUGAUGCUGCCGGGAAUGUGGGUGUAUGAAGAGCUCUUGGAGACCCUGCUUUCACUUUUUGGGGUCACACACCCAGAAGCAGAAUUGCCGGAUCCUAUGGUUUUCACCGCAAAUGGUCCAACGGUGAUCAUGCCCACCUGGUUCUGUUCGCGGGCAUGGUUUUCCCACGUGGGCCCCUUUGACGAGGGAGGUCAGGGCGUCCCGGAGGACCUGUUGUUCUUCUACGAGCACCUCAGGAAGGGCGGCGGCGUCGUCCGUGUGGACCAGAGCCUCCUGCUGUACCGAUACCACCCGCGGGCGGCCACGCACUCCGUCCUUGAGACGACCAUCUGGACCCACCGCGUCCGUUUCCUGGAAGAGCAGGCCCUUCCCCGCUGGGCAGCCUUCACCAUCUGGAACGCCGGCAAGCAGGGGCGCCGGCUGUACCGCAGCUUGACCGCUGCCAGCCAGCGCAAGGUGGUGGCCUUCUGUGACUUCUGUGCCUGUCCCCAGGUGGUGGCCUUCUGUGACGUGGACGAGAACAAGAUCAGGAAAGGCUUCUAUUGCCACGAGGACUCUCAGGAAAGACCCAAGCCCCGAAUCCCCAUCCUGCACUUCCGAGCCGCCCGGCCACCCUUCGUCAUCUGCGUGAAGCUGGUCGACACAGGCCACCCCCAACCCCUGGCCCUGGAGGAGGCUCCCCAGUGGCCUCCUGGAGCCAGGAGAGGUGGAACUGAGCUGUAUCUGCUGCUCCCGCCAGGACCUCACAGGGGGCGCCUUCGAGGACAACCUGAGGUCGUUGCACUUGCAGGAGGGCCAGGACUUCCUUCACUUCAGCUGACGGACCCACGGCAGCCGCUCCCAGAAGCCACUUGUUCCCUCCAUCCUCAGUGCAUCCCAGGCCAGCAGGAGCUUCGUGAGCUGCAGGCAUAGCAACGGUGCACCCCAGUUCCACACCCAGCAGGCGCAACCAGAGUCUCGUGUGUGCUGACCACAGGAGCCGAACCCUUUCCACCGUGUGGACUCGUGGUCAAGGCUGGGCCUGGCCACCCAGGACCCUCACCACGUGACCCCAGCCAAUCGAGGGGACAGUUCGAGGAGGAGGAGACCCCAAUUACACAGGUUGGAAUAAAAUGUUUAAAUCUCGUAAAAAUGUAACACAAGGCUCUUUUAAGGGAUAAAGACUAUUGGCCACCAGGUCAAGCACAAGAACGGUAGUGUGUUAACCCCACACUCCUGUGUGGCCAGGUCAUCACACACAUUCCGUGAACAGCUGUCUGCUAAACAGACAGCAUGAACUGUCACAGUCCUGGCCUUGUGGUCCUGGUGACCUCACAAGUGAGAACCACGACUGAGCCUUGCCUCACAGAUGCAGGCGGCAUCUCCCAGUUCUGGGCCUGCCCAUGUUCCUGUGUCCAGACCCCAUCCCCACCUGAGCGAGCAGGCCGGGGAGCCACCCCAGUCUACACCACGCACACGGCACCCCUGGGCUCUGCACCCAGGGAAAGCGCUGCUCACCCAAGCCCUUGGGCCUCUGAGUGGCCACACCUGAGGCUGCUUUGGUGCUGCCGGCGGUGGGGCGGUGGUUCUGCACCUCCAGCCCUGUGAGCACAGCACAGGUCCCAGGUAGAUGGGAGUGGGUUGCUACCACAGUGAAAUUUUUAUACACGUUCCCCUCACCAGCUUUGGGAUGGAUCAGCAUGAGCUCAGACACGGAGACAAAGGUAGCCUCCUGCCCUUUGCUUAAAAACCCAAGUGUAGACUCUGCCCAGGCUCUCCUAAGACAGUGUAAUUGUUUCAGGAAUUGUAUUUCCCGUAUUAUUGUAGAGGCACACAUUGGACUCUGACAAUUCCCCUUGCAGCAGACAUUUGUGAAGCUGCUGGUCUGCACACCCAUCAACCAGUGACCCCUGCACUGCAGGGGGACCACAUGCACGAUGCUCACGUGUGCACAGGCGGGAGGCCAGCACCCCCACCAGGCAGAUGGUCCCAGAAACAGCAUCUGCGCAGCACUCUAGACCAUGCCUGCCACCAGGGCUUGUCAGUUCUCUGGCAUUUGAACCUCUGAUUUAACAUUCAUCUCUCUCCAAGACUGGGCAGACCACCAGCUGUGGCCAGACGUCUCCCACAGCAGGGACAGCACCAGGCGAGAAGGGGGCCCGGUCUCCAGGCAGGAGGAGUGGAACCCAACCCCCUCUGGCUGACCCCUGGGCAGUGAGCCCCUCCAUCACCCUACACGCAUCAGGUUCAGAGACAAAAGGCAGGAACUUCUUGGUACAUGAUUUUAUAGGAAGCACAUCUGUGUUCAAGUGAAGGCAGAGGCAUCCACCCCAGGUCAUUAGAGGGCAGGUGCAGAGAGGAAAAGCUGUCAGCUGGUGCCAGCCUCCAAGGGCCAGCGCUACCCUUCAACAGCUGGAGGCACCACCGUGCCAGGCUUUCCACACCGGCCUCCCUCAGGAACAAGACAUCCCCACCAGGCAGGGGUGAGGUACGGGCUCCAGGACUGGCUUCAGCAGGCGUGAGGCUGCAGAAGAGACAGGACAAGCUCAGGCUGGUCAGCUCCAUCACACACCAUUCCCAGCCAGGGGACCCUCGCCCCUCUGGGCCCUGUGUGGGGACUGACACUGGGUUCCUGCAGGAAACUAUUUGUGCCGUUCCCCACACGCGGGAGCCUGAGCUGUGUGGCUGACAGGCGCUCAUGACUAACGUGUCCUCGGAACGGCACCCCGUCUGGGGAGCGGGAAGAGAGGUUCACUGCACUGCUCUUAACCUGCAUUCACACGUUUGAAAUUUUUCCUAAUAAAAAUGUAAAAAGCACAUUUAA